AUGGGCGCUUCGCAGUCAUCCCAGGCCUCCCAAAAGCCCGACCAUGUGGUCUCUGCCCCGGCGGGAACGAGCGUUGAGCAGCCGUCGUCGGGCAAGAAGCCGCAGACGACAGACGAGCUCGUGCGCCAGAAGCUCGCCUCCGAGUCGGCCAACCUCCGGCAGCAGGAGGCCGAGAUCCUGUCGUCGAUCUCAUCAGCGCUGGAGAAGGAGAACCUCGACCGCGAGAAGCCGGGCAUGUCCUCUGAGGCUCUUGGACGCGACAUCGAGGAGGUCCGCGAGAAGGUCGAGCGUAUCACCAACGACCGGAAGAACCGCGAGAACCCCGACCUUGCUAAGGCCAAGGACGCCGUUGUUGUUUGCUACACUAACAACCCUACGACUCCCCUUGACUGCUGGCGUGAGGUUGACGCCUUUAAGGCCGAGGUCAACAAGCUUGAGGCUGUGAGUUACCGAUUCUGGAUGGCGAUCUGA
Trichosporon asahii var. asahii CBS 2479 is the source of this 471-nucleotide messenger RNA. RefSeq lists its product as uncharacterized. The record is from RefSeq and is a predicted model, not a curated record. Bases 1 to 471 code for a protein of 156 amino acids. The transcript has 3 exons. NCBI's taxonomy places the organism in Eukaryota, Fungi, Basidiomycota, Tremellomycetes, Trichosporonales, Trichosporonaceae.